Molecule: messenger RNA, 3236 nt
Organism: Loa loa (African eye worm)
Lineage: Eukaryota; Metazoa; Nematoda; Chromadorea; Rhabditida; Onchocercidae
Exons: 16
Coding region: 54-3236 (1060 amino acids)
Biological process (GO): synaptic signaling
Cellular component (GO): plasma membrane
Molecular function (GO): zinc ion binding
Source: RefSeq, a predicted model, not a curated record
AUUCCAAUUAUUUCUCUGCAUAUUCUAGGAAAACCUUAUUGCACUCGGCAGUGAUGUCCUCCACACGAAAUCCUCGCUCUCUCAAACGAUUCAGACGCCGAGGGGUGGAGACUCGAUUCUCGUUAUGUCAUACUUCGUAUGCGUCUGUUGCUGCUGGUAGCGUGAGGCGUCCGUAUAACCGGAUGAGUUCCGUACAUGAAGGUGUCUCCUGCGAUGGUUGUAUGGCACCAAAUUUUACCGGAGAUCGUUACAAAUGUCUUAGGUGUUAUGAUUUUGAUUUGUGCUCUCGAUGCUACAUGGAAGAGCGAGCAACAGAAGUAUCAUCCGAAAAUCGUACUUUUCGGGAAACUAACGAAGAGCAUUCUCCAUCUCAUCCAAUGCAGUGCAUUAUGACACAACAGGACUUUGAAUUGGCAUAUCACGGUGACCAAACACACAGCUGGGAUCGUUUACGAGUUGUGAUUUUCACUUGUCCAGUUUGUGGUCUUCAAGGUUUUUCACGUGAACGGCUGGUUUCACAUGUCAUCGAUGAACAUUCAACUUCACCACGAUCUCCAACGCAGCGGAACGAAAUGGCUUGUCCAAUUUGUAUUUCUACUGAUUUUUAUCGUAUUGGUUUUGGUGAUUAUAUGCCUAAUCAUCUUACCGAUAUAGUAUCACACAUGCAGGAACACCAUAUGCAGGCACAAUACGUGAAUGUCUCUAACACUAGCAACAAUGGAAUAUCCGAUACUGCAAAUGUGUUGUCCGAAUUCCUACGUGAUCGCGAACUGAGGCGUGUAAUUGUACAUAAUGUACCUUUGGUCAGCAAUGAUUCUGAUGUCGAAGAUUCGGCCGCAGAUGGGACUCGUCGUAAUACCAGCAACCAACGAGAUGGGCCACUAAGAAUUGAGACGGUUUCACGCAUUCGCCGUAGACCUCCUGAUAGUACUGCAGCGGAGAUAAAUCAGUCACGAGAAACUGGUGAUACUACACAGCAACCAGGCUUUUCACCGAGACGUGUGAGUGGCCAACCACCUGCAGGACUUUCAUCUGGCCACUCCGCUGUACAAGCUUCUGCUGGUUUAUCAUCGGGCUUCUCCAGUCGUUCGAGUAUACAGUCUGGCGGCUUUUCCUCCACUCGUCUAUCUUCAAGAGUUUUCCAACCUGCUCGUUCAACGAGAGAUUCUACGGGUCUCGGACAUACUGGGAACAAUUCUUUGCCGGCUAAUUCCAUUAUAGAAGCUCCACCAUCACCGUAUGAACCUCAGUCAGAACUUCUUACUGAUAGUAGUGCGACGAUUCGAACCCUCCAGUAUCCUCUUACUGCGUACUCACGUCCAACUGUACCAAGCCAUGGCGUGCAACGAAAUCAAAGAGCUUCUGGUGAAAAUAGUAGUCGAACAAUGGGCUAUGCUAGACGUUUCUUGGUGCGUGAGCGAGAUCAGUCAAGAAAUGACGCAUUAUUUGGUGCGCCUCCCGGUUUCAGAAGGCUGGAAAGUGUUGAAGUUCCAAAUGCAACUGAAGCCACUCCAGCAAGAGUUGCUGCAUGUUCUGCUAGAAACUACAACGCAAAUGCAGCGAAUUUAUCAAAUUUCGAUGCGGUAGAUGCACCAGCUUCGAGUACUGACGCACAUGUUCUUAUAGACGUUAGCGGUGGUGGAUACGCUGCAGAGAGUAGCUCGCAGGAAGCUUUAGUCGAAAGUAUUGAGGAGCUAGAAAGACAGUUGGAACGGAGCGGUAACAAUGAAUCCAAAAAAUCGUUCAAGUAUUGUACUUUGUUUACAGCUCUGGCUAAACCAUCGUGUUUGCCUAUGUUGAAAAUUGAAAGAGUAAGACCGACAAACGACGACGAAGCGAAGCAGUUAAAUGCAUUAAGCUUUGAUGAUGAUGAUUACGGAACUGACGAUGAAAUUCCACCGCUUCGUUUAAUUAUGAGAAUCGGUCGGUCUUUACGGUGGACUUAUAAGCAGCUUAACCAAAGCAUCACACAGCAGCAGUCAUGUGACCCUGCGGCUGACUUCAGUGAUUGGUGGUCGUCACGGUUUAGUGAACAUCGUACAGAAUCAGCGACACGUGUAAAUCGAGCAAAUAUUGAUGUUACACAUGAGACGUUGGAUACAUCGCUCGUAAUGCCCGAUCGAUCAAUGAUUUCACGUGGUGAAGUUGCUUUAAACCGUGCAAUAGAAGCGUUACGAAGACUGGAUUCACGUCAUACUCAGAGUAGUCGACCGCCUUUAGCUCAUGAUGUCAUCACACAAACCAGUAGUCCUGUUUAUUUGGGUUUGAUUCGUCGAGAGGAACACAUGGCUCCAAAUCCACACAUACUUUCCAAUUCGCAUUUAAGCAACCGUUCGUCAAGUGUGCGUUUGAGCAGUAUUCCUGCACCCACUGUAUUGAGCGAGACGAGAGCACGAAAGUUUGUGAAAGUACAAGUGAAAGAAAAUGAACAACAUGAUGGCGAUUACAGUGAUUUCAUCAACGAAGCUUUUAAAGUCCCAGAAAUCGAUUCAUUAUUGGAUGUCGAAUAUGUCGUAAAAAAGCGCUAUUACAAACCAUAUGAUCUAAAAACGGAUGAGCAGAAAGAAGCGGUACUGAUUCCUUGGUUAGAAGAACAAGAUGCGUUGGAUCUUUCAGUGGAUAUGUCUGAUGCACAACUUGAUGGCGAAAUAGUUGAGCUUCUUAAACAAAUUCCGGAGUUUGCAGAUGACGAAUUAACUGUUAGCGGGAAAAUUGUGAAAGAUGAAUACUAUUCUGGAAUUGGAUCAAGUAGCGAGGAGACAAUGUUUGAUUCGGAAAAAGGAUCUGAUGAAGAACUAUUAAUUAAGAAAUGUGAAAGUGUGGAUCUGAAAAAUCCCCAAGGACCAUUCACUAUCACAGGUAUAUUUGGUACCAAUUCAAAUGAGCGGAACGAAUUUGAAGUGGAUUACUGGAAGGAUUAUCGAUUUCUUCGCAAUCGUAGGGGUGUUUUUGCUCAAAAAAAGAGUACUGAUGUACCACCGGAGUGUAUGCUCGCACCCAUGGAUCAUCGUUUGAUUAAGCAGCUGGUGUUCGCGAAGCUAGAUAUUCCACUAUCAGAAGAGGUUGUGUCAUCAUUGGAGAAUGAGGGAAAUACGCAGUGGGAUACAUGGAUUGUCAAAGAUGAAUGCGACGAUAUGAAGACAGCACUCGAAAUCCCUCCUGAACUAUGGUAUUUCCUUGAUCUGGCUAGCUUUUUCGACCCAAACAUAAUUGUCCCUGAUGAGCAAAACAAGUGA